AGGGGUUGGUUUAUAUUGGGCGGAGUUUCACACGGAGAGGUCACUGUCCGGAUUUGAUUCUGAAAUGAGUCCAGUUUCUCUUCCCCAAGCCAUACAAACCUCUCCCUUUCAGCAUUUAUCUGCUUCCUUUUUGAAAGUUCUGAUGGUGUCUGCUUUCACAGCCCCUUUAGGCAGCGUGUUCAAGAUCACAACCCACCCCAUGUCAAUGUUAUUUUCUCCAUGUUGUUGCUCAUUAUUUUAUCACUUAGUUUAAAUGUGAGCCACCCAUUCACAUACUCUGAACUAACUCUACCUUUACUUAUUCAUAAUAUCAAACAUAUCUCCUCCCCUUAGAGCAGAGAAGAAACUGAUGUCUAAAAAGUGAAGUUACCCGUUCUCCUCAGAUCAAUGGCCUGUGUUCCACUGAGACUCGAGCAGUGAAGAAAUUAUGACGAGUGAGUCUCAUGAUAGACUGAGCACCCAGCCUCAUCAUACCCCAGAGGGCGAGUCUGAUCUAGAACAGGAGGAUGAGCUGGAACUCCAGGCCCAGGAGUAUGUGGACCGGGUGUGGAACCCUGAAAUGUCUGGCCCCAGACCUCAAAGUUGUCCCCCAGAGCCAAGCAGCGAGAGCCAGACUCGCAUCACCAAAUCGAGUGCGUCAGACUUGAACGUGAAACUGCGUUCCAGCCAGGUGCUGGCUGGGGACACUGAUCAGUCAGGUCUGUUGUCCCUCCCCUGGGAGCUGGUGCUGGAGAUCUGCUCAUACCUGGAUGCCAGGUUUGUGCUCGGAGUGUUGCCGUUGGUUUGUCGAGCAUUCCAGUACGUCCUGACUGAUGAGGUGACUUGGAGAAUCCGGGCCCAGAAGAUCUUGGGGAUGAGCUACCCAGUAUUGGAAGGAAAGGAAUUUGAUUGGCCCUCAGCUUGUAUCGAGCUUGAGGAGCAUCUGUCCCUUUGGUCCACGAGUAAUCCAAAGGUUCAACAUUUCUCAUUAAAUGAUGGACAUUUUGCCUCAGUCGACACUGUCUUGCUGAUUCAGAACGCUUCGCUGUGUGUUUCUGGAUCCAGGGAUCGGAAUGUGAAUAUCUGGGACCUGAGACGUUUAGGACAGGAUGGGGAGAAGGUGCUGGUGAAAACUCUCGGAGACCAACCCCGGGGGACACACAGGGGUUGGGUUUGGGCUCUUGCAGCUCAGGACCACAUACUCUGCUCUGGAUCCUGGGACAGUAGCGUCAAGCUCUGGGACAUGGCUUCAGAGGGGGCAGGAGUGCGAGAGAUCAGGGGGAAGGCAGCUGUGCUCUGCCUGGUUUACCGGCCUGAUGUACUGGUUACGGGAACAUAUGACAAGACGGUCACCUUGUAUGACCCACGAGCUGGUUACCCAAUGUUGUCCAGUUGGAAGCUCCACUCCAGCGCGGUGCUGUGUCUCGCUGCCAAUGACCACUUUGUCCUUUCAGGCAGUGAGGAUCGGACAUUAGUUGUGGUUGAUCGACGAACAAAUCACAUUCUCCAAAAGCUUCAGUUGGAUUCCUAUCUAUCGACCAUGUCUUACGCUCACGGUGAACUGUGGGCCGGGGACAAGUGGGGGCUGGUCCAUGUCUUUGACGAACAGGGUGGCAGCUUUCAACACGUCAAGUGUUUUAAUGUUGGUCACCGCUCCCAGCUCACAGGGAUCAAACACUCCCUCGGAACCUUGUACACUUCGUCAACUGAUAAAAGCAUCAAGGUGCAUGUGCCAACAGAGCCCCCCCACACAAUUUGCACUUUACCCCACGUUGAUGUAAUGAAUGGGAUCAGUGUGGAGGGGGACAUCUUGGCAGCUGCUUCUGGGUCGAUGUCUGUGGAAAUCUGGAGGAGCAUGAAGUGACCAAGAGGCUGGUUUGAGUUCGGAGUGUGGUUCGGGUUCCUAAGGGGCACUCGGUUGUCAGACCACUCCACCUUUACCAGGGCUGCAGGCAGGCGGCGGGUGCUCUUGGCAGGAGGGGGUGGUUCCCCCUCUUAAACACACCACCUCAUGUCAUGUGACUGCAAACUCCUCCCUCCUGCCAAAUGUCCUAAUGCAUUAAAUUCCUAUUGAUCGAGACACUUUAUACAUUAAUAUUGUUAUGGUCGUCACUUGCAUCUCAGAUUCCCACGGUGAUGGUGGGAGGUGAUUCCCACGGUGAUGGUGGGAGGUGCUGGUGCUGUAGAACCGAGUGCCCAUGGCUAGUGAGUUGGGCCACGGUUUUCCUCCAGCCUCUGUCCUGGGGUGAGUUUCUGGAAAGCUCUGAUUGUUUCUCCCUUUGUGAGCCAGUGUACUCCCACAUCCAAGCACAGACAGGAUAAUGUGUCUGCGGAAUGGUUGACCCACAGGUCUUGCUGCUGUAUGAUUGAGAAAAGAACACAUUUCACAGGGUUAACACUAGCCAACGGGUCAGUGCCACUCACUGAGACCUGUCGUGAGUAUUAAACCUGCAGCACUGACUGGUGGCUAAGCUGAGCACUGGUAAGUGGUAAUCUCCCAAUGUCAUGGCAACUACACUGUGUAGACCCACCUUCCCCCCCCCCCCCGAUCGAGGUGAGGUCCCUGUGAUGGGGUUUGGGCUGUAGUUUUUGGCAGCCUGUGCUCUGUAAGUUGGUGAUAUCAACAGGAACCUCAGGUGCUGCAGUUUCCCCAUCUGUCGGAUUUCUCAGGUUGGUGUCACAGCCCGAGAGAAUGCAUGUUCAAAUCCCUCUCACGGCUUCGGUGCUCACAUCCAUGAGCCGAGCCAAGGGGGUAUGGCGCUGUCAUAGCCGCCGUUAAGGUGGGAUGUGAAUCAGAGGUGCUGGGUUUCCAGUCACGUGGAUGUAGAUGAUCCCAAACACUACAUUACAAAGGAGUUAAAUAAUGACUUUUUAAACAGUUGUGAAAUGUUGACAUGAAAACAUGCCCACGUCCUGACCAAACAUAUACCCCUGAACCAACAUCACGAAAACAGAUUCUCUGGUGAUUAACCUCAGUGCUGUUUGUGGAAUCUUGCUGUUCAGAUUGGCUGCUGUGUUUCCAGAGUUCCCAAAGUGAGUGUGUUUGAAAAGUACUUUGUGAGCUUGUAAACAUUGUGAUUAGAAAUGCAAGUUUUAUUCUUUGAAUAUUUGCUGACCUGGAGCAUCCCUUUGUUGCUGCUGAGAGAUUGACUGGAUUUACUGCUGUUUCUGAAGCAGAAAUACCAUUUACUUCAGGUAUGAGCUCUCUAACACCAGGAGGCACAGGCCGGGUUUGUCCCCUCUCUGUAUGUAUCAUGUUACAAAUGGAGAGAGAGAGAAGCGUUUGUUUAAAGACACAGGCACCCAGUGUUCUCUCACAUCCACAGAGCAGCAGCUCAACAGAAAAAGCAGCGAUGCACAAAUGGCAGAAAAUUACUUCAACUGGGAGAAUAUUUAUUAAUAAAGGUAAAAGAUUUGAACAGCCUACACGGUGGAUCAUUGUGUUCCUAUGGCAGAAAGGGCAAAGAUUCCCACCUGAAUCCGAAGUUCAGAAUUCGGGUUGGUUUCCAGAAACUUGAAAACAAAAUCCAGGAAAACCAGUCUCAUGUGGAAUGCGAUGGGAGUGCCACACUAUCAGAGGGUCAGGGCUGAGGGAGUGUCGGAGGGUCAGUGCUGAGGGAGUGGGCACUGUCUGUGGAUCAGUGCUGAGGGAGUGCCACACUGCAGGAGGGUCAGUGCUGAGGGAGCGCCGUACUGUCGGAGGGUCAGUGCUGAGAGAGUGCGCACUGUCGGUGGAUCAGCACUGAGGGAGCGCCGUACUGUCGGAGGGUCAGUGCUGAGAGAGUGGGCACUGUCGGUGGAUCAGCACUGAGGGAGCGCCGUACUGUCGGAGGGUCAGUGCUGAGAGAGCGCCGUACUGUCGGAGGGUCAGUGCUGAGGGAGUGCGCACUGCCGGAGGGUCAGCGCUGAGGGAGUGCGCACUGUCUGUGUGUCAAUGUUGAGGGAGUACCGCACUGUCGGAGGGUCAGCGCUGUCAGAGUGCCGCACUGCCAGAGGGUCGGUGCUGAGGGAGCGCCGUACUGUUGGAGGGUCAGCGUUGAGGGAGUGCCACACUGUCGGAAGGUCAGCGCUGAGGGAGCGCCGUACUGUCAGAGGGUCAACGCUGAGGGAGUGCCGCACUGCCAGAGGGUCGGCGCUGUCGGAGGGUCAGCAUUGAGGGAGUGCCACACUGUCGGAAGGUCAGCGCUGAGGGAGCGCCGUACUGUCAGAGGGUCAACGCUGAGGGAGUGCCGCACUGCCAGAGGGUCGGCGCUGUCGGAGGGUCAGCAUUGAGGGAGUGCCACACUGUCGGAAGGUCAGCGCUGAGGGAGCGCCAUACUGUCAGAGGGUCAACGCUGAGGGGGUCGGCGCUGAGGGAGCGCCGCACUGUCGGAGGGUCAGCGCUGAGGGAGCGCCGCACUGUCGGAGGGUCAGCGCUGAGGGAGCGCCGCACUGUCGGAGGGUCAGCGCUGAGGGAAGCGGUCUGUGUCAGAGGUGCCUUUCUUUGAGUGAAAUGUUUCAGUAAACUGUGCUGUCAGAUAUGAAAACCUGGCCUUAAUAUGAAGAAGAGCAGUGCAGUGCCGAUGGUCAGGGGUAUAGAUUUGUUUCUUGACCAUCAAUGCCCUCCGUGAUGGCUGGUUGAUGACCCUGUUGCUGCACACGGACACGUGUAGGCUGCUGUUUUGUCUGACUGAGGGCGGGCUGGAUGUUUGGAAUUAUGUGUCCCCUCCUCCCUGAGACCAACACACACAUUCAGAGAAUGCAGCCAAAAUAUGAGACAGCUCAGGAUUCAGUGACGGUGGCUCAGUGGUUAACACUGCUGCCUCACAGUGUCAGGGACCCAGGUUCAAUUCUCGCCUCGGAGUUUGCACAUUCUCCUGUAGUGUUCGGUGCAUUAGUCAGGGGUGAAUGUAGGGGAAUGGGUCUGGGAGGGUUGCUCUUUGGAGGGUCGGUGUGGACUUGUUGGGCCGAAGGGCCUGUUUCCACACUGUAAGUCUAAUCUAAUAAUCGUACGGAUUCACCCUGACCGUGUUUAAUUGUCAAAAAAAACUGUUCCGAUCCAAAUUGGUGAUUUUAAACACAUGCUGCCCCUGACCCUGUGCCCAGCCCCAUCCCCAACUCCACAGAGCCACAGCCAAUGGCUGGAAGGAGGUGGGGAGUACUGUAGACAGUGUCUCUGUAUGGGCAUCUCUUUGGACAGCACUGUGUGGCUGGGGGACCCUCAGGCCUCUCCAUGAUAUGCAGUCCCUUGUCGUCCUUGUGUUAUCUUCAACCCCCUUCUGUUGGCUGCUUCAUCCCACUCAAUGUCUGCUCCAGGGAUUUGGGAUGGGGAAGGGGAAGAGGAGUACAUAACGGGGUGAAACCUAAAGCAGGGAUCAGUGUUUCAGGCUGGAUGGGUGGUCCCACUGGGUAGUGUGGUACUGCCCUGGGUGUCGUUACAAUAUGAUACAGGGUUUCUUGUCCUUGAAUGGAUUGUCUGAGUUCGGGACUCCCGUCACCAAUGGGUCAUUUGUUACAUGGUCCUCGCAGUAAUGCAUCAGAUCAGCUGCAGCUUUGGAAAUCUGGGGACCAGAGCAGAGAGAGAGUGAGACAUUGGAGAUGGGAGACAGAUGAGCUGUAUGAAUGGGACAAACCCAACCUAAUGGAACACUGAACAGUCAACAGCACAGAAACCAACCCUUCACUCUACUAAAGUAGUCCCACUGACCUGCGUUGUCCCAUAUCCCUCUAAACCUUUCCUAUCCAUGUACCUGUCCAAAUACCUUUUAAACGUAACUGUAUCUGCCUCUUCCACUUCCUCUGGCAGUUCAUUCCACAGACAAACCACUCUUUGUGAAAAAGUUCGACCCCAGGUCCCCUUUGAACCUUUCUCCUCUCACUUUGAAUAUAUGGCCCCUUAGUUUUGAACUCUCCUUAUCUGAGGGAAAAGACCCUUCCUGUUCAGCCUGUCCUUCAUGUUUUUAUAAACCUCUGUAGGGUCACCUCUCAACGCCCGAGACUCCAGUGAAAAAAGGCCCAACCUAACCAGCCUCUUCUUAUAACUCAAAGCCUCCAGUUCCAGCAACAUUGCUGUAAAUCAUCUCUGCACUCUCUCCAAUUUAAUAAUAUCCCUCCUGUAGCAGGACUACCAGAACUCCACACAUUACUCUGAAAAUCCUCAGUUAGUGACAGUAAUGAAAAUGAACUUUCCUGGUGAGAACAGUCACGCUGGAAUAUCCCUGAGGAAUCUGAGGUGUUGCUUCUCGCGUGGUUAGUCGUUGUGAUUCUUUACAAUCACCUGUGUGACUGUCUUCUGCCCUUUUCAAAAAGCCUGUGACUGCUGUACAGAAACUACCACUGCACAAGAUCCCUUCCCGGGAAUGUCCCUACCUCUGGGCAAGGAAGCUUGUGUUUAACUCAGAUCUGUUCCAGAUGUGUGUCUGAGCAGGUUGAUGGAAAACCUUCCAGGGCAGAGCAGACAGUGAGAAUGGGCCCAUGUGGGGAUAAGGUCAGAAUUAGAACCACAGCCCAAUCAGCAACUCUCAGACAGGGAGGAGGAUGUGCAACUUGUUCCCAGAUGGAGAGUUUGAGAUGCAUCGUGUUGAUGUUUUUAGGGGGAACAUCAGAGAGCGUGAGAUAAGGUGAUGGGAUGGAGGGGGAUGAUUAACACUGAAUGUUCUGACUGGAUGCUCUGCUGUUGAUGUAACUCUGUAUCAAUGUGUAUUGGGUAGUGUUACAUCUUGGAAACUGAUAUUUAUUUCUCAGCAUAGCUUGUGUGUUUGUGAAUAAAGUGUGAAAUGGAACAUGAAAUAAGAA
This is a messenger RNA of Hemiscyllium ocellatum (epaulette shark), 6753 nucleotides long. It is a transcript of the gene fbxw9, whose product is annotated as F-box and WD repeat domain containing 9. Gene Ontology annotation, cellular component: preribosome, large subunit precursor. Gene Ontology annotation, molecular function: protein binding. Bases 428 to 1843 code for a protein of 471 amino acids. The transcript has 11 exons. Lineage: Eukaryota; Metazoa; Chordata; Chondrichthyes; Orectolobiformes; Hemiscylliidae. The record is from RefSeq and is a predicted model, not a curated record.